GGCGCGUUGGCGCGCGGGGAUGUCAGGGAAGUGCCGAUCGUCGGGCGGACAGAAUGAACUGCGAAGGUGGUCGUCUGGGAAAAACACGACUCGGGGGCAGUGAGUUGGAAUCCAUGACUCGCGGGGAGUGAGUUGGCAUCCAUGCCGAAUGUGUUUGAACUCUACGGCUUGCUCAGGCAGUCGUCGUGUUGUGCUAUUGAUUGAUUGAUUGACGGUUAAGUACUUUUUUGCUUACGCGUUGAUGGUUUGCCAGACAGUCGUGCAUUCAUUCCUCCUAAUAGGACGGUGACAAACCAUCAACGUGUCGGACGCUGACGCCUCGUGGAGCUGACGCCUCGUGGAGCUGUUGUCAGGUGUCGGACGCUGACGCCUCGUGGAGCUGAUGGCAGGGAAGGCGACUUGCCCGCCACGGCAAUCUGCGGAACAGAUGAUUGAAGGUCUUGAAUCAUGCAGCACAGGAGUGGAUUUUUUAUGAGAGUGGUUGUGCUUGUGCGUCGUCCAUCGACGACGGAAGCGUUCCCGGGAGUCCUCUGUACGCGAAGGCGGGGAAAGCUGGGUUCGACGGAGGAAAUCUGUGUUCCAAAUAUAGCAAAGCAGCGUCGGGUCGAUCAUCAUUAUCAGAGGUGGGGCAGUUAAAGCCAACUCGAAGGUGAACGUGGAGGGGGGGUCGGUAUAGGGGCUAUAGGGGGGUAGAGAUAGUGACCAUGAGCAGUGAUGCAGGUGUUGUGACCGCUCAUGCGGAUCGUGAUGGGAAUGUCGGACCAAACAAAGAGGCGGCGGCUGUCGCUCCACAGCAGCGGGAGGCAGCAGCUCAGACAGCCUUCCAGAGCUUCUCGAAAGGUUUUUCUAGUCUGAAAGCUCUCAAUGUUCUACAGAGGGACAGUAGCGGCAAACGCGGUGGUGGUCCAGCAGCAAGAGCAUCAGCGGCUCCGCGGGAGGAGGGAUUGCCUUUGAAAGAUGGAGGCAAACAAUGCCAACAGCUGGAUAGCGACAUCAAGGAGAAGGAGAAUAAAUCUGCUGGCGCCGGUGGCGUUCCAGGAGGAGGCGGAGGAGGAGGAGGAGUUGCUGGGGGAGUUUCAUCGACGUUUAAUCUCUUCUCUCAGGGUCUUGCGGGAAUCAAAUCAUCGCCUCUACUGUCGAUGAGAGGCUCAUCGUUGCUGCCAAGCAGGGGGGGGGGAGGGGGAGGAUCUAGGUCAUCUCCCUCGAAAGUGCCGAUCAUUGAGAUGUCGGUCGAGGAUUCAGCAGCUGUCGCGGCGGCGGGUUUGGGCAGCAGUCCUACUGCUGCGGCAGCUGCCGCUUUUGGCAACAACAACAACAAUUUGAACGCUCCUCCUUCUGCGCCCCCCAGCGCCACUCCCUCUCGGUCUCCCAGGUCUGCUCUUCAGGAUUCGCCGCUUGGGCUCUUCACAAAGGGUCUGUCUACGAUGAAGAACUCGGCCAUCAAGUCUGUCACGACGAGGGCGCGCCAUCUUGUCUCCCAGAAUAAGCGUCGAUACCAAGAAGAUGGAUUCGAUCUGGACAUGUCUUACAUCACGGAGAAUGUGAUAGCGAUGGGCUUCCCUGCUGGCGAUAUCAGCUCCGGUCUCUUUGGAUAUAUGGAGGGGUUUUAUCGCAAUCACAUGGAGGAGGUGAUCCGCUUCUUUGAUACCCAUCACAAGGGGUGCUACAAGGUGUACAAUUUGUGUUCUGAGCGUCUUUAUGACGCUUCGCUGUUCGAGGGCAAGGUCGCUUGCUUUCCCUUCGACGAUCAUAACUGCCCGCCUCUGCAGAUGUUGAUGGCCUUUUGCGAAAGCGCGUACGCGUGGCUUAGAGCGGGCAUGGACAACGUUGUCGUUGUGCAUUGCAAGGCGGGCAUGGCAAGGACAGGCUUGAUGAUUUGUUGUCUCCUCCUCUUCCUCAAGUUCUUUGCGAUGGCAGAGGAAGCUAUCGCCUAUUUCAACUCCAAACGCUGCGUUGACGGUCUGGCUCUGGUUAUCCCUAGUCAGCAGCGCUAUGUCAAGUACUUCGAGAGGAUACUAAGAGACAUGAACGGCGAGACGCCGAAGGCGCAGAAGCACAUCCUUCGCGGGAUUCGCUUGCACAGGUGUCCGUAUUGGAUUCGCCCUGCCAUAGCCAUAUACGAUCACAAUGGCCUGGUGUUCUCUACGCGAAAGCACCCGCGGACGCGGGAUUUGAUGCCCGACGACUUGUGGCACAACGCGCCGAGGAAGGGAGUUGUGGUUUUCGCUCUCCCUGGGGAGCGGUGCGUCGCUGAGCUCUGCGGGGAUUUCAAAGUCUGUUUCCACGACCGCCACGGCGAUUUCUCUUGCUGGCUCAACACCGAGAUGAUGGACAGCAGGCAGAUGUUGACUAUUCGGGAAUUGGAUGCCUUCGAUAAACGACGGCUGCCUUCGCCUGGACUGGUAGUCGAGAUCGUUGUUCUCGACGGCGAUGCAGCCGCCGCCGCCGCCGCAGCGGCGGCGGCUGGCCCGCCGUCGGGCUCCGCCACGAAUCCUGCGGGGACUCGUAGCGGGGACUCGGGGGUCCGUGAUUCUUCCUCGUCUUCCUCUUCUUCACGUCGCCUUGGAUCCUCGCCACCUGGCAUUAGGAGCAGUAGUACGACUAGUAAUAGCAGUGGUGGCAAUCGGGUUGUUGUCCGCGGUGUUGAGGAAGCUACUACAGACAGCAGGGUUUUGCGGCAGCAACAUCCCGGCGGCGCAGCUGCUUCAUCAGUCGUGUCGGUUGGCGGCGGGGCAGCUGAAGUCGGCGGUGCCUUGAUGGGAGGGACGGGGUCUAAACAGGAUGACAUAUUUUCGGACAGUGAGAGUGAGGAGAGCGGGGAUGCUGCGAGUCGGAGAGCGGCGGCAUUGACGAAGCUUGGAGGGGUUGUUGGCUCCGCCAACGGGAGGGCUAAUGAUGGACAAAUGGGUGGUGAUGAUGAUGGGAGAAGGCUGCCUGGUGGUGGUGGUGCUGCUGCUGCAGGGGCGUUUGCAAAGGAAGGAGGAGGUGCUGCUGUUGGGAAUGGGAAUGGAAAAGGGAGGCAGGUGGGGGGCGGCGCGGAGAUGUCGGCGCCCGCGCCCGCGCCUCCUUCAACGUCGAUUGCAGCAGCAGCUAUGGCAAACAUCGUUGGUGGGGUGAAGAAUGCCAUGGAUAGUCUCAGCAGGCUUGGUAUCGCCAACAGUGGGACAAUGUCGGCGGGAGGUGGUGGGAGCAACAGUCGCGCUGCGGUCGGGGUAGGAGUAGAUGGAGAGGGAGGUGGCGGUGCAGCGACCAGUACUGCUGGUAGUGGCGGCAAGCCAGCGGCGAGUAAUGCGCUUUUGCAAGGGCGUUUAGCCGGCGACGCGGGCAUGGUACCCGCGAGCGGCGGCGGCGGCGCAGUUCUUGGGUCAUCUCCUUCUCGCACAACGGAUGCUAUCUCUUCUCCUUCAUCACAGAGACUCUCAGCCCCUGUUUUGCCAGGAGGGACUGGCACUCCCAGUUCUUCACUUGAAGGUCCUUCCGCUGGAUCGACAGCACGUCAAAGUCCUUUCCCUUCUAGUCCCCUCCCUUCCGCUGGUCUCGAGAACGCCGACGCACGAGCAAUCUCGCCCGUUCCCCCUCUCUCCGCCAUAGGUGCUAACGAUGGCGGAGGCGCAAGUCUUCUCUCAGCGGUGGAGAUGUCAGCGCCUUUCGCUGCGACUACUACUCCGCCUCAGCGGGGUACUCCGCCGCCUCCUUCCGCAGCUGGCGUCACGGAUCCGGUUGGCCUUGGUGAGAGGUGGUCCCGCAUUUCCAGUGGUGCACUUGAUGUCGGGCGGCCUGGCAGAGAAUCUUUAGACGAUCGGACGGCGGAGGAGGUUCUCCAUUCCUUCACCCCAAGCAGCGACUUCAAGGCGCUCGCCGCUGACGCGUCGGUGUUCACGUUCGGAGAGGAUGACGACCUCGAGAGCGACGAAGAGGAGGAAGAUUAAACGUUGCGUCGGUCAGGCAAGCAAAUGUGGCUUUGGCGGCGCUUUGGAUUUGGGGUUUUGGAUGUGGGGGGCAUGUUGGAUCUGUGGGCUCGCAGGUGGGUUUGCAUUCCGCCUACGUAGGGAAAGGAAUAACGCCUUUCGAAGCUUCUUCAUCGGUAGUGUUUGGUCCCCCUCAGGAUGCAUCUUUCUCGAGUUCCGUUUUAUGCUCUUGUUGUCAUCAUCAUGGAGGUUGAUUCGCCUGACGUGCGCGGGUUGUUGUGUUUACUUGUGUUACCAAUUGGGAGGAUCGUGCUGGCGAAUGUUAGUUGAGAUGGGUCCUUUGUCCUGCUGGAUAGUCGGACCCAUCAGACGAUCAGCCAUUCGAGGGGUUGGUCGAAUAACGAAACCUAGUCUGUGCAUGCGGUUGUAUCUAAAUUGUGCGUGUGUGUGUGCGUGCGAGAGAGUGGGGUGUGUGUGUGUGUUUGUGGGAGAGAGAGAGAGAGAGAGAGAGAGAGAGAGAGAGAGAGAGAGAGAGAGAGAGAGAGAGAGAGAG
Chara braunii is the source of this 4461-nucleotide messenger RNA. The record is from the annotation of a GenBank genome assembly. Lineage: Eukaryota; Viridiplantae; Streptophyta; Charophyceae; Charales; Characeae.